GGUAAGAGGGUGAAACAACGUCGCAUUUUCAACGUUGAUCCAAUUUGCAAAAUCGAAAGGUAAUCCAACAUUAAUUCAACCAUAAGACGGUGAAACCACGACGCGAUAUCAACGGUGAAACAACGUCACAAUAUUAACGUUGAUCCAAUUUGCAAAACCGAAAGGUAAUCCAACGUUGAUCCAACCAUGGUACCUGACGUUGUUUCAAUGUUGAAUAAACAUUGAAAUGCCGGCUGGGACUUCUUCACCCGCAUAACUCUCACGUAAAGAUUGCUCAUUGUUUGUGUGAUAUCAACUGGCUCGCCUUCAUGGUGUAAAAUGGAAAUAUUUUCAAUAUUGCGACGUGGCAUUUUACUUUAUCACCAGUUGCUGAUGAUGGACACUGAUUCACAUAUCGUCCACGUCAUUUCCCGUGAUAAUAAAUUUAAGUGAAUUAUUAAAUAAAUGAGUAAAUAAACAAGCAAACUUAAAACUUGUUUGCUUACAAUUUCUGCGAAUAGUUUGCUGAUGCAGGUAAAAAAACCAACAAAAAAACAUGUUUUGUACCUGCAAAAAAUAUUAUAUAAAUAUUCAAAUAGGCCUAUAUGUAUGUAAAAGCGUGUUCAGGAGAGUGAGAGCAGCGGUUUACUCCGGCUCGCACCUUUCUGAGAAACCAAAUGAAAACUCGAUUGAAACACGACUCCUCCUUAUGUGGAGAAAGAAGGACAUUCGAACAACUGGAGAAAGAACGCCAUUCGAUCCACUACAGGAUGAGGAGAUACUAGGCUCACUGAAGAAUUCCCAACUUGAUUCAUUCCAGAGACUAUAAUAUUUAGCAUUCAGUCUCUUUUGAGAAUCUGGUGUCCAGCGAAUAUGCAGAGGCAGCUCCAGUGUGCCUUUCUUGUGGGAUCAGUUUUUGUCACAUUCUUCAUUAUAAUUUUCUGGGAUGAGAUGAGAGAUGGGACUUUUUCCCUACACACGGCUUCAUCACAAAAUCUCACACACCUGAAACUGCGUCAAGCACAUCGUAGACGUGUUAUAAGAGAGCUUUGCUCGGCCAAUAGCAGCCUGAAUUUUAAAGAGAAAUUAAUCACAUUUGACCAGAUUCCGAACAAAGCACUGGACCAUCUCAUUGUGGAUGAUCGUAAUGGUGUUAUUUACUGUUUUGUACCGAAGGUAGCAUGUACCAACUGGAAACGAGUCAUGAUUGUGCUCAGCCAGAACCUGAAGGCACCAAAUGGAGCUCCAUAUCUGGAUCCUCUUGAUGUACCACCAGCGUUAUCCCACGAGUUUUGGAGGCUCUUUGGUAAUUUCUCAAGUCCUUUAAUGCAUCAGAAAGUAAAGAAUUACACAAAGUUCCUUUUUGUACGGGACCCUUUUGUACGACUUAUUUCUGCUUUCCGGAACAAAUUUGCUAAGCCAGAUGAGUAUUUCUACAGAACGUAUGGCUCCACAAUGCUUCAGCGUUAUGCUAAUAUUUCAACCCCCCCUGACUCCGCUCAAGAGGCCUUCGCUGCAGGUAUCAGACUGUCCUUUACUCAUUUUAUUCAGUACCUGUUAGAUCCACAGACUGAGAAGGAGAAGCCAUUCAAUGAACACUGGCAACAGAUGUACAGACUCUGCCAUCCGUGCCAAAUUGACUAUGAUUUUGUUGGGAAGCUGGAAACUCUUGAUGAGGAUACAGAGCAUUUGUUGAAGAUUCUUGGGCUGGAAAAAUAUAUUCACUUUCCCCCAGGGCUUAAGGAUAGGACAUCAGUAGACUGGGAGAGAGACUGGUUUGCAAACAUAUCCAUAGCUGACAGGAGAAAAUUGUACAAUCUUUAUAAAACAGACUUUAAAUUAUUUGAAUACGAGAAACCUGAGACACUUCUGGAUGAGUGAUGAGUAUGGCUAAUUGCUUUUGCAUUGCAGAGAAAUUAUAUUGAAUCCCAUGAAACCUGUCAAGAAUCUCAGUCAUAUUUAAAUUCAGUGCAAGUGUAAGUUAGGGUUUUUUUGCUUUUUUUUUUGUACUCCAGAAAGUUGGUCCGAUAUCAAAAUGAAGCUGGCAAACAAGCAGGUUGAGGAUGCAUUGUCAAUGUUUUGCUAAAAAAAAAAAAAAAAAACAUCUUUGAGGAA
Messenger RNA from Megalobrama amblycephala (Wuchang bream), 2094 nucleotides. RefSeq names its product carbohydrate sulfotransferase 12-like. The record is from RefSeq and is a predicted model, not a curated record. Gene Ontology annotation, cellular component: membrane. The coding region runs from base 853 to 1860 and encodes 335 amino acids. NCBI's taxonomy places the organism in Eukaryota, Metazoa, Chordata, Actinopteri, Cypriniformes, Xenocyprididae. Gene Ontology annotation, molecular function: sulfotransferase activity. Gene Ontology annotation, biological process: proteoglycan biosynthetic process; carbohydrate biosynthetic process. The transcript has 2 exons.